UCGGCGGUUUGGAGGCUCCCGCGGGUGGGGGGGGAGUGGGGGGCGGCCUCCCCGUGUGUGACUGGUCCUGGGCCCCGACUUAGCCUCUGUGACUGAUUGGGGGAAUCUUUUACCCGAGUCAAGUGAUCCCGGGAAACGAAACUGAACUGUGGGCCACGUAACCGUGUGCGGUGCGGGUGACCGACCGUAGGCCCUCAGCCCUCAGCCCUCGUUACAGCCACAGCCACAGCCCCAACACCUCGAAUUGGGGAGAAGAGAUUGUAAAACACUUGUAAAAGUUGAUAUUAUUGUGGCAAAAAUCAAAGAAACAUACUGCACAAAUAUGGACUAUGAGGAUAAUGGAAAGCCAGAUUGGUUGGCGAUCGCAAUGAAUGAAUAUGUUGAAAAGUGUAAGAAUCUUCCAGAUCCUAUAGGAAUCUGCCAAUAUUCUAACUGCAAGAAAGAAAUAUAUACUUCUGACCCUGAUUACAAGGGAUAUGUUGAGCUUUUGUGUGAUAGAGGGUGUGUGGUAAAAUAUCAUACAAGCUGCUGGAAAAAAAUGAAGGAUUCUCAAUAUCCAGGGCAAACCAACCGGAUAUUCUGUGUAAUGAAAUGUUUGAAAAUUCACUGUAAAGGUUUUAUCAUAAAACUUGUGAUACACGAUGCUGCAGGAAACACACAGACUGAGUUUGAAGUGAAAUUGGGAGAUCUUCUAGCUCAGUCUCCACUUGUUUACAGAGAAAAUGAAGUAAAGGUAAUGCAUGUCGCAGAGGAAUCCAGUAAGGAAAACAUUGAUAAAGGAAUGGAAGAGAAAGCUGUACCUUCAUCUUCACUGACAUAUAAAUGUCGCCUAUUCCGUGAGGUAGCUGUGAAACGAAAGCUAAUUGAAAACGGAAUCGCUGAAAUCCAAAAAACGUCUGAACAACUGGUGCACUAUAUAAUAACGGAAGGAGGAAUGGAGAAAGGCAGUGAAUGUACUGCAGAAAUAAUUCUGGAUUAUGUAUUGUCAUUGAACUGCAAUUUUAAGAUACGUCGAUUCAUAGUCCUCCUUAAAAAUGAGGAUCUUGGUUAUCGCCCAGAAUUAACCCAGUGGAUCAAUUUCAUUUUACAGCUAGGUAACGAAUGCAGUUUAAGCUUUGUAAACAACUUUAAGACAAUUAUCAUUGAAAUUCUUCAGAAAAUGGAAACCUACCUAAUGAUCAUUGCUAAAAAACUACUCUCACAACGACUCAUAAGUACAGAAGACAUGAAAAUACUAAUUGCAACCCCAUUAAAACGGAGACCUGGAGUCUUGAUGGGACUAAUGGACGACCAAACGGAGCAUUCACAUUUAGGCGAUCUACUAUUUGUCAUGGGUGAAGAACAAGAUAAAAUUCCUGCAUAUAAGCACGUAUUUCAAAUGUUUAACACCGGGUUUGAUAUAUUCUCACCGGAUAUUCUUCUAUUUGCUGCACAGAAUUUGAAAAACAAACCAAUAGAUUUGGUGGAAUCUGUAGUUGAAGAUCCGCAUGGUAUUUCUGUGGCUAAAACAAAAACAAAAUCUAAGAAGAAGAGGAAAAAGUCUAAAAGCAAAAAGGCCCAAGCGAAUAAAGACAGUGAAAAUACAGCUGAAGAACACAUCACCGAGAAACAUGAGGCCUUAUCAAUUCCUGUGCAAGAAAACCAAUUGAACAAGAACAAAGACAACCAGCAAGAAGAAAGCUCCACUGUGGAUGCUUUGGUAUCCAGUGUCACUGCACCAGAAUCUUCAUCUCUGCCACUGGCUACUGUGAUUCGCAAUAGUAAUGCUGGUUCCUCUUUAAGACACCUUGAAGUCAGCAAACUUGACAGCUGCUCAGACCAUACUUACCAAAGUGAUGGAGAGCUGGAUGAUAUUGAUACUACUCUCACUGUCAAUGAGCCAUCUGAUUCUAGCGCAUAUGCCCAUUCACGACUCUAUUCCUCUUCAGAAGUUGAAAGUGGGGCUAUUAAAAUACAAGAGCUUAUUGGGCAAAACGUUAAAGAAGAAUCUGAAAUGAAGCCAACAUUAAUUUCUCUGAAAAAUGAAUAUGAGGUUCUUCAGAAGUGUGAAGAGGUAGUGUAUAAUCCACAGAAAGAGCAACAAAAAGGGGAUGCUACCGAAAAGCAGUACAGGCAACUGAAAGAACAAUAUCAGCUGGAAACUAUGAAAAUUAAGCAGCAACUUCAGAGUAAAGAAGAAGAAAUAAAGAUGAUUAAAGCACAAUUUACUAAUGAAAGGGUUCUGUGGAUGAAAGAUAAAGCUAAAAUGGAAGACGUGACUGCCAAAAAUAUUGCAAAAUUAGUGGAAACUACAAAACGAGCAAUAACUGCUGAGGUUUUGAUUUUAGAAUGUCACAGAGAUUAUGGCCUUUUUCAGUUGCAACAAACCGAGCAAGACUGUUCAGUCCAGCACAGAACAGCAGAAGAGAAUGUGGCAAGGAAUCCCGAGUCUGCUCAAAUUUGUGCAAAGGUUGAUGCUUGGCAGGCAAUUUUAGCUGAUAUAAGAAAUAAGAUCGAUUUCACAAAGAACCAGUUUGAUGAUCAGAUAAAUCUAGUGAAGAACGGAGCCAAACUGAAGAAUCUACCGCAAAUAAAGAUCCCUCCACCUCCCCCACCUCCUGACGUAGUGAUGAAGCAUUUUCUUGAACAGCAUUUACAAGCAAAGACUAGUAAUGUGCAGAACCAUGGGGUCAGGCAGGCCAAGCCUGUCAACACACCCUUUUCUGUUGCUGCAAGAACACCAGAGGUUUCUGCUGCUAUACAAGAACAGAGCCAAGCAAUAGCACCAGUAUCUGAACAGGCACCAUCCCAACAACUCGUGCAGACGGGCGGAGGAGCAUCAUUGGCAACAAUGGGAGCCCGUGGAAAGAACAGCUUAGAAAGAAUUAUGGAGAAACUAUUGAGAUCCUACCCACAGUUCACCAGGGUUUCAUUAACUGAAUUUCUGAAAGAAGUAAAGCAUUCAAAUGGUGGAUCUCUCUCAGGAUUGUCCUUUGAUGACAUGAUUAAUAAAGUAGCACGAUUAGUGGAAGCAAAACUCUCUGAGAGUAGCAACAAUCGUCAAAAUAAUCCUCCACAGUCUGUCUGGCGUUCACUCAGGCAGCAGGGACCUGUAUCAUGGGAGGGAGCAAGGACAAUGACUGAAGAGCAAGAACCUUGUGUGAUCUGUCAUGAAGAAUUCUCUUCUGAAUCGAUCCUAGCAUUGCCAUGUGCUCACAAAUUCCACUCACAGUGUAUUGGGCCAUGGCUGAAAGAGCAGAGGACUUGCCCAACUUGCAGACUUCAUGUUGUGCUGCCACAAGAAUUCCCGGGACUCCCGCAUAGAAACAUUCCUCUGCCAUGAAAUGUUCUGUAAGAAAAGCAUAUUGAAGAAUGUUCAUUGUGACUCAUUUGUUACAGGUUAAUGCUAUUUACAGCUAAUAUGUAAAGCUAUUUUUCCAUUACAUAAGUACAUUUUAUAAUGUGCCUUAUUGUUGAAACCUCAACGUACUGGUGGCUGUAUAUUUUGUAGGUGAAUGUACUAUGUAUGCGUGUGUGUUAUUAUAAUAUACAAAAUAAUCUGAGGCAAUGCUGCAACCUUUUGUGGGAUCACUUGCUUGUUUCAUGCGUGUUUAUGGGUUGAAGAACAUGCUGCACAUAAAGUAAGACCAUAAGACGUAGAAGCAGGAAUAAGCCAUUCGGUCCCCCGAGCCUGCUCCAGCAUUUAAUAAGAUCAUAACUGAUCUUCUAACCCAAUUCCAUUUACCUGGCCUAUCCCUGUAUCCCUUAAUCCUUUAGAAAUCUAUCAACCUCAGUCUUGAAUAUGUAAUAAGUAAUUUGUGAAAUCCUAUUGAAAAUGUUCUGUUUUAAAAAUUAACUCUUUUAAACACUAAGUGUAGAAAAGUAAUGGUGUCUAAUUUCCUUGCUGUGGGUAUAGCAUCUUUCAUUAUCAUGAGUACAUCUCAAAGUGCCUCACAGGAUUCAACUAUGUAUUAUUCUUUCGAUGCACCAGUGUGGAGUGUUCAGAGUACUGUAUGGCAUGAGUAAAUUCAUUGGAAUCCUUCAGAUAAACUGAGACUGUUCAGGUGGAUGUUAAAAAUCCCUUGGCACUAUUCAAAAAGAGAAUAGUUUUCCUUGCAGUCCUGGCCAACAAUCCCCCAAAUAAAAUUGCUCAUUCACUUCAUGGCUGUUUGUGGGACAUUGAUGUGCACAAACUGGCUGUGACAUUUGUCAACAAAAUAUAAAUUACACAAUGUUACAGUAUAUCCUGUGAAGCACUGAUACACUCAUCAAUAUAAGGUCCUAUAUCAAGUGCAAGGAUUAUAGUAUACUAGUGUCUGUGCAUAUGGAAACUUUAGUAUGGAACGCUGCAUGCAUUGUAGUGAUUUUAGUGAAAUUAAAGAUGAUUAUGGUAUAAAACA
Callorhinchus milii (elephant shark) is the source of this 4379-nucleotide messenger RNA. Its product is annotated as E3 ubiquitin-protein ligase DZIP3. The transcript is spliced from 26 exons. Gene Ontology annotation, cellular component: cytoplasm. Gene Ontology annotation, biological process: protein polyubiquitination. NCBI's taxonomy places the organism in Eukaryota, Metazoa, Chordata, Chondrichthyes, Chimaeriformes, Callorhinchidae. The record is from RefSeq and is a predicted model, not a curated record. Gene Ontology annotation, molecular function: RNA binding; ubiquitin protein ligase activity; polyubiquitin modification-dependent protein binding. Bases 323 to 3322 code for a protein of 999 amino acids.